Molecule: messenger RNA, 888 nt
Organism: Chrysochloris asiatica (Cape golden mole)
Lineage: Eukaryota; Metazoa; Chordata; Mammalia; Afrosoricida; Chrysochloridae
Gene: GLYAT
Product: glycine-N-acyltransferase
Exons: 5
Coding region: 1-888 (295 amino acids)
Cellular component (GO): mitochondrion
Molecular function (GO): glycine N-acyltransferase activity
Source: RefSeq, a predicted model, not a curated record
AUGCUCCACUUGCAGGGCCCACAGAUGCUACAGAUGCUAGAGAAAUCCUUGAGGAAGAGUCUCCCUGAGUCCUUAAAGGUUUACGGAACUGUCUUUCACAUAAACCAAGGAAACCCUUUCAAGCUAAAGACCCUAGUGGACAAGUGGCCAGAUUUCAAUGCAGUUGUUAUCCGCCCUGAGGAACAGGAUAUGACAGAUGACUUGGAUCACUACACCAACACCUACCAGAUCUACUAUAAGGAUCCCAAGGCAUGUCAGGAAUUCCUUGGCAUCUCCAAAGUCAUCAACUGGAAACAACAUUUGCAGAUUCAAAGUUCACAAUCCAGUCUGAAUGAGGUGAUAAAAAAUCUUGCAGCCACUAAAUCCUUCCAGGUCAAGCAAACACAACGCAUUCUUUAUAUGUCUACCCAAACAGCAAAGAAAUUGGUUCCCUCUCUGCUAGAAGCAAAGAACUUAUCUUCUGAAUCUGUCAGACCCAAGGCCAUCAAUGAAGAGAUUUUUAAACACUCGUCCCUGGAUGUCACACAUGCCGCCCUGGUGGAUAAAUUUUGGUACUUCGGGGGAAAUAGAAGGAGCCAGAGAUUCAUUGAGCGCUGUAUCCAGACCUUUCCCAACUUCUGUCUGCUGGGGCCCGAGGGGACUCCUGUAUCCUGGGCCUUGAUGGAUCAGUCUGGAGAGAUAAGGAUGGGAGCUACUUUACCCAAGUACCGGGCUCAGGGCCUUGCCUCCUAUGUUCUCAAUUCCCAGAUCCAGGCUACCAAAAAACUUGGCUUCCCCACCUACUACCAUACUGACAGAGCCAAUAAAAUCGUACAGAAGAUCAGUGACACUAUGAAUUUUGUCACCAUGCCCUGUGACUGGAACCAAUGGAAAUGUGUCCCUCUAUGA